This is a messenger RNA of Bicyclus anynana (squinting bush brown), 741 nucleotides long. RefSeq names its product 39S ribosomal protein L35, mitochondrial (gene mRpL35). The record is from RefSeq and is a predicted model, not a curated record. Gene Ontology annotation, cellular component: ribosome; mitochondrion. The coding region runs from base 135 to 668 and encodes 177 amino acids. Gene Ontology annotation, biological process: translation. The transcript has 2 exons. NCBI's taxonomy places the organism in Eukaryota, Metazoa, Arthropoda, Insecta, Lepidoptera, Nymphalidae. Gene Ontology annotation, molecular function: structural constituent of ribosome.
CAACACUUUAAAGUAGGAUGUAUGGUGCAACACUAGUACCUUCAAUGUCAAUUGUCAAAUUCGAAAAUUAAAAUAAUCUGUGGCCGCCUGUGUUGUGUUUGUUCAACAAAUGUAAAAAAUAAAAAUUGUAAAAAAUGUUCCGUUUUGCUGUAUCUGCCAUCCGGAAUAUAAAACCGAUUCAGUUCCAGCAACUAAGUACCAGGAUUAUAAAUCAACCAAAAAGUUUCUCCACUCUAAGUACAAGAAUCAGUGCGAUUGCUUACAAUGGUUGCUGGAGCAACUCCAAUUUAUCAUUGACGACCAAUAAGCAAGUGUUAGAUGUAUGUAACAAUUUAAUAAUUCCAUCCAGAACAGUCACAAAAUUCAGUUUGAAGAGAGGCAAAAGGAAGACUGUUAAGGCCGCUGUGAAGCGCUUCUUUAGAUUGCAUUGGGGAGCGUGGAUAAGAACAAAAAUUGGUAGACACAAGAAAUUGUGGAAGAAGUCUCAACCACAAAAGAGGCGUUUGCGUCAACAUGUAUUUGUCAACGCCACCCAGAAUGUGUUAUUAGACAAAAUGGUUACCAAAUAUUGGAAGAGGCCAAAAUACUAUGUAGAUGAUCCAUAUGAGCCGUAUCACACCAGGGAAGAGUUCCAUAUCACAAGAAAGAAACCAAGAGAAACAUACUAAUAUCAAAUAUUUCAGUCGUAAAAUAUUAAUCAUAAUUUAUGUUAUGUAGCUAAUAAAAAUUACUUUAGAAUUA